UUAUCAGGUGACAUGUCACGUGACGAAAUGAAUUUCAUUUUCAUAUCCACAUCCACGACCACAACAUCAUUCAUAACAUGGCAAAAGAGGUGGAAAAUUUCAAUGGUUGUUAUUGCCUAGUGAGCACCAAUCCAUUCUAUAAGGGAAGAACAUAUAUUGGUUACACAGUGGACCCAAAAAGGAGAGUUGGGCAACACAACAAAGGUUCAAAAUUUGGAGGAGCGUACAGGACGAGUGGAAAGGGUCCGUGGGAUAUGGUACUGAUCAUAUUUGGCUUUCCAAAUGAAAUAACAGCACUAAGAUUUGAAUGGGCAUGGCAGCAUCCAACAAAGUCAAGACGACUGCGGCACAUCUCUCGUAAGACCCAUAAAGAGACAGCAUUUCAGUACCGCUUCCGAGUUGUCUCCAACAUGCUUCGUGUUGGACCCUGGUGUCGUCUUCCUCUCACAAUUCAGUGGCUCAUGCAAGAAUACAAGCAAGACUUUGAUGUCAGGCUGCAACCCCCAAGUCACAUGCCCAUAUCGUAUGGUCAGGUGACCAGUACAAAGGUCAGUGGCUAUGGGAACCCAAGGCGGAUGAAGAAAAGAAAAGGAAAGAAGGAAAAGAGCUCAGAUUCUCAGGAGGUUCCGGAUGAAGACGAUGAUGUAGUAGCAAUGCCUUCAAGUCAGACUGCUGGCAAACGAUGCAUUAUUUGUGGAAAAAGAUUUAUGGAUGAUGACACCAUGCUGACUUGUCUUUACCCAUCAUGCAAAGCAGAGUAUCACAUGACCUGCCUUUCAAAGUGCUUCCUGAAACAUGAGCCUGACCAACUCUUGCCUGUAGAGGGCUCCUGUCCAUCCUGCAAGGAGACUGUCUUGUGGGGUGACCUGAUUAGGAAGAAACAAGGCUGCUAUGCAAACUUGGCAGAGAUAUCAGAAGAUGGUGAAUCCGACCACUGGGCUGAAGAGCUUAGAUCAACAGAUACAGCAUGAAAAUGAAGAAAAAAUACACACGUGUCAUGGUCUAUGGGGACAUGAGGCUAUUUUGCCCAUUUACCUGCACUGCAGAGCCUUCAGUCAUGCGUGGAGAUGACGCCAGUGAUGUAUGGGGCCAUUCAGUGAUGGAAGAGUGAUGUAGAACUGCAUUUGUCAUUCUCUAACAAUGUUCAUUUAUUUCUGAACGGUUUUGUUGAUUUCAUGAACAUGGCGGUACAUCACAUAUCCUGUUUUAAUAGGCCUUGUGUGGACUUUGUCGCCAUCAUGACAUUGCUGUGGCAAAAAAAAGGCAGGGUAAUAUUCCUAACUGAGGUGUUAUUGGAUAGGAGCCCCAUGAACUAUUAGGCCUUACAGGGGAAGUUCACCCUGAAGGAAAAUUUGUUGUAAAAAUAGCAUGAAAAAUAAUGAAAAAAUAUUGGUGAAGGUUAGAGAAAAAUCCAUUAAAUUUAAGGAAGUUAUAAGAAUUUAAAGUUUUGGAUAUGUGACGUCAUAAACAAGCAGCUGCCCCAUAUGUUAUGUAAUGUAAAAUACAUAAAUUUCAAUUUUUUAAGGUUCAGGAUGACUUAGUUUUGUUUUCUUUUAAUGGGUGUGAAAUUAUUUGUCGAUUGAUAUGCUAAAGGUACAGCAAAAACCUUUUUUAAAUUUUCUGAGAAAAUGACAUUUCAUUAAUUUUUUUCACCAUACAAUAUUUAGGAAAGCUGCUAACAUAUGACAUCACAAAUCAAAUAAUUAAAGUUCUAUUAUCUUUUUAUUCUUAGAUGGAUUUUUCUCAAACCUUCAGCAGUAUUUUUUUUCCUGCUAUUUUUACAUCAAACCUUUUGUCAAGGUGAAUUUCCCCUUUAAAUGAUAACCAGAUCAGACAUCAGAUUUAGGAAUAUUUUGUUGGUGUGCCUAUGCGUAACUGAUGCAAUAUGACAGUAUUUGACAGUAGCCCAAACAAUAGUCAAUGUGCCAGAAGCGGACAAUACCACUGCCAAUUUCUAAACUUGAUCACCGACGUACUAUUCUUUCGUUGAAUAUGAACACCACAUAAUGCUAAGUUUGGAAAGUUUAUGCAACAUCUUCAUUUAAAAGUAUUAGUGCCUGUUGUAAUGAAAAAUGGGAGAGGUUAUUUAGGAAAAGUUUAUCAUGAGCUAUGAACUGGCUUAUUCUCGCACUCUUAUUUACCAUUAUUUUGAAGAAAUUUAUGGCAGAAGGGAAAUUGAUUUGAUUUGUAUACAAGUGAUGAGUGUCUGGAAGGGAAGAAAUAGAAAUCAUGCAUCUUCUAACAAGUGCAGAUAUGCAAAGAUGAUGGAAUGAAAGCCAUCAACAUCACAAAUUCAUUAACACUAUUGCAACAUUUUUUAAAAAGUGGUCUGAAGUGCUGAUGAUAAACAUCGAAGGAUGACUAAGUUUUAUAUCUAUUUGCUUUAGUAUGAAAGCUGGAUAAACAGUGCUUUGAUGUCCAUUCAAAAUUUACUGUGCAUUAUGUGAUUGACUACUAGUAUUCUUUCUAAAAAAGGCAACAUAAGUUGUAAAAAAACUCGGUCUAACUGCAAAAGGUAAUCUCUAUUCGUCUCUUGUCAAACUAUCAGAUGAAUCAUCUUACCAUCUCAAGAGUCUUAAAAUGAGGGUUGUCUGGACAUUGUUGUGAUGUUAUUGCUGUGAUUUCUGGGAGUUAAGUUAGUUGGACUAGAGUCUGGGGCCUGUUUCACGAAGGUGGCAACUACCAUGGCUCAACAGCCAAUCACAAUCAAGGUAUCCAUAGGAGUUGACAAUGAUAUCAUAGCCACCAAAUUUGUUGCUUUUCUGAAAAA
Molecule: messenger RNA, 2770 nt
Organism: Lytechinus pictus (painted urchin)
Lineage: Eukaryota; Metazoa; Echinodermata; Echinoidea; Temnopleuroida; Toxopneustidae
Product: structure-specific endonuclease subunit slx1-like
Exons: 6
Coding region: 78-971 (297 amino acids)
Biological process (GO): double-strand break repair via homologous recombination
Cellular component (GO): Slx1-Slx4 complex
Molecular function (GO): crossover junction DNA endonuclease activity; 5'-flap endonuclease activity
Source: RefSeq, a predicted model, not a curated record